This is a messenger RNA of Radiomyces spectabilis, 444 nucleotides long. RefSeq lists its product as uncharacterized. Lineage: Eukaryota; Fungi; Mucoromycota; Mucoromycetes; Mucorales; Radiomycetaceae. The annotation marks the transcript as partial. The transcript is spliced from 2 exons. The record is from RefSeq and is a predicted model, not a curated record.
UGCAAGUUUUUCUCUUCCUGCUUCUUGGUGAGUAUAUGCGACAUGACGAUGAGAAAAGGAAGAAACAAAGAAUACAUUCGGUAUCACCUCUGGAUUUUUCUGUUACAGUGGCUUGUGUCUCCUGCCUGAGCUUUUACUGUCGGUCCCUGUGCCUUGUUACCAAAGAACUGCGGUUGCUGCUUUUGGAAGUUUUUUUUUUCUUUUUCGUUGCACCAUUUCGCCAUCGUAUCAUGCUCAAGACAUUGAAAUAAUUUUCAUCCCAUGUUACAUUGCUGAGCUUUUUUUUUUCAAAAAAGCAAGUGAUAUGCUUAAAUCCUUGAUAAUGCCAAAAUUGGGCACAUCUCGAUGUGUGGAAAAAGAAGUAUAUACUAGAAGCUUUGUUGCAUGUAGCUCGAUGAUCUCAAAUCACAUUACAAUACAGUGCCAGAAAAUCGUAUUACAAGA